Suillus paluster is the source of this 3105-nucleotide messenger RNA. RefSeq names its product DNA mismatch repair protein. The record is from RefSeq and is a predicted model, not a curated record. Gene Ontology annotation, biological process: mismatch repair; mitotic recombination. Bases 65 to 2950 code for a protein of 961 amino acids. Lineage: Eukaryota; Fungi; Basidiomycota; Agaricomycetes; Boletales; Suillaceae. Gene Ontology annotation, cellular component: nucleus; MutSalpha complex. Gene Ontology annotation, molecular function: ATP-dependent DNA damage sensor activity; mismatched DNA binding; ATP binding. The transcript is spliced from 25 exons.
GAUCUUUCGCUUCUCUCUUGAGUCUUCUUGACAACCUUUGGUCAGAGACUACUUAGUACUUAUCAUGGCUCUCAUGUAUGGCAAAGAAAAGGAUGCAGGUCAUGAACUGACCUCUGACCCUGGCUUCGUUACAUUCUUCUCAAAACUCCCAAAGAAAUCACCUGAAACUGGAACGAUCCGCCUCUUCGAUCGCACGGACUAUUACUCUGUCCACGGGCAAGAUGCCCACUACGUCGCCACACACGUUUUUCGCACUAACUCCGUCCUCAAGUACCUAGGUGCUGGAGGCAAGGCUGGUGGUCUUCCUAGUGUUACGCUGAGCCAUACUCUGGCUCACUCCCUUUUGCGGGAUGCUCUUACAUCUAAACAGCUGCGCGUGGAGAUUUGGGUGCCCGCACCAGGGCAGGGAAGGAAGGCCUCCAAGUUUGUUUUGGAAAAAGAGGCGUCUCCUGGAAACCUGCAAGCUGUCGAAGAUCUCCUCUUUGUUAGCUCUGACGUUACGUCGGCACCUAUCGUUUUAGCUGUCAAAAUAUCAUCAUCUUCGGCGACGAACAAAGCUAAGACCAAGUCUGUCGGCAUUGCCUUUGCGGACACAAGUGUGAGGGAGUUUGGAGUUGCUGAUUUCGUCGACAACGAUCUGUUCUCGAACCUUGAAUCUCUUGUCAUACAACUCUCAGUCAAAGAAGCUAUUAUUCCAACCGGAACAGCGUCGGGGACGACAGACCGCGACCUCGACCUGAGCAAGCUAAAAGCCGUUUUCGAGAGGUGCGGCGUUGUUGUGACCGAACGUAAACCAAGCGAAUUUACUGCGAAAAAUGUAGUAGACGAUGUCAAAAAGCUAACAAUUGAUUCGGAAACAGAUUCAGAGUCUGCUGCACCGAUUCCUGAGCUCUCCCUGCCUUCAGCCCCGUCUGCUCUCGCUGCCUUGAUCAGCUAUCUCUCUCUCCUUUCUGAUCCAUCCAAUCAUGGUGCAUACAAGUUACGGACACACGAUCUGGCACGAUAUAUGCGCUUGGAUGCUAGUGCAUUGCGUGCACUGAAUCUCAUCGAUGCCCCUGGGAGUGCUGGAAGUAUCAAUAAGAACGCAACACUCCUUGGUCUACUCAAUAAAUGCAAGACCGCUCAGGGCACGAGGCUCCUCGGGACAUGGCUCAAGCAACCUUUGAUAAAUCUGCACGAAAUAUGUAAACGGCAAGACCUCGUGGAGACAUUCGUAGAUGACGCAUCUAAACGGAGAACGCUGCAGGAUGACUACUUGAAACUGAUGCCUGAUCUCCAUCGGCUAAGCAAGCGAUUCAAGAAAUCUAUCGCGUCCCUUGAGGAUGUUGUGCGGGCAUAUCAAGUCGUCCUCAAGCUGCCUGGUUUGCUUGAGGCUCUCGAGGGUCUCCAGUACGAGCACGAAGAACACAAGGAGCUUAUCGACGAGGUUUAUAUCAAGCCUUUCCAGGCUAUUAAUGAUAACCUCGUUAAAUAUGGCGAGAUGGUCGAGUCAACGCUCGAUCUUGCAGAGCUCGAAAAUCAUAAUUAUGCAAUCAAGCCUGACUAUGAUGAGCGUCUCCAGACUCUGGCAGACAAACUUGUAGAGAUUCGUGAUGGUCUUGAUGCCGAGCAUCGUACUGCAGGCAAGGAUCUCGGGCUUGACCUCGACAAGAAGUUGCACCUUGAAAACUCUCAGACCUACGGUUACUGUUUCAGGUUGACGAAGAAUGACGCCAAAGUCAUCAUGCGGAAUAGCAAGUACACCGAACUCGGGACUGUCAAGAGCGGGGUCUACUUCACGACCAAGAAGCUGAAAGGAUUUUCAACGGAUCAUCAAGAGGUAACACAUGAAUAUCAGCGCACGCAGAGCGGGCUUGUGAAGGAAGUUGUGAGCAUCGCGUCAACAUAUACACCUGUACUAGAGAAUCUUGACCACGUCAUCGCACAUUUAGAUGUGAUCCUCAGUUUCGCUCACGUUUCUGUAAACGCUCCCGAGCCAUACGUGAAACCAAAGGUUUUGGAGAAAGGCACUAGCGGCUUAAUAUUGCGCGAUGCACGGCAUCCUUGCCUCGAAGUUCAAGACGAUAUUAGCUUCAUUCCGAACGAUGUAGAGAUGGUGAAGGGCGAGGGCGAAUUCCAGAUCAUCACCGGCCCAAACAUGGGCGGAAAGAGCACGUAUAUCCGUCAGGUUGGAGUCAUUGCUCUCAUGGCACAGACUGGAUGUUUCGUGCCUUGCUCGGAGGCAACCUUGCCGAUCUUCGAUUCCGUGCUGUGUAGGGUGGGUGCAGGUGACAGUCAAUUGAAGGGUGUCUCGACAUUUAUGGCCGAGAUGCUUGAGACUGCGUCGAUUCUCCGAUCUGCCACCCAAGAUUCUCUGAUUAUCAUCGAUGAGCUCGGCCGCGGAACGUCGACGUAUGACGGAUUUGGCCUCGCAUGGUCCAUAUCCGAGCAUAUCGCGUCCCACAUCCGCGCGUUCUGCUUGUUUGCUACUCACUUUCACGAGUUGACUGCCCUCGACCAGGAGCUUCCGCACGUGAAAAACCUUCAUGUUGUAGCUCAUGUCAAUCAAGAGGAUGCGUCUGCGCCACGCGAGAGGGAUAUCACGCUCUUGUACAAGGUUGAACCAGGUGUUUCGGACCAAAGCUUCGGUAUCCACGUUGCGCAACUGGCCAACUUCCCUGAAAAUGUGGUCAAACUCGCAAAACGGAAAGCUGAUGAACUAGAAGAUUUUGCGACUGCAGGACAACAAUCAGAACCCGAGCAUUCAGAUGAAGUCACCGAGGAGGGCAUCCAAAUUAUCGAGGAGUUACUGAAGAAGUGGGCUUCCGAGUCCUCAGCUGACGACGAAGAUGUCAUGAUGGAUGAUGUGUCGCCCGAGGCUCAGCUGACUGAACUGCGACGAUGUGUCGAGGAGUUCAGACCACGCAUAGAACAUAAUGCGUGGGUACAGUCUCUACUCACGUCUUUCUGAUUUCUUGCUGUCUUAUCUCCUUGCUAUCCUCGCUAUUAUUGCUGUAUCGUACAUAUGUAAUCACAUUGCUCUGCAUCAUCGUCACCAUCAUCUUCCAGAUUUGCCUCCGCCGCCCUCAUCGGCGGCUGCGUAUUUAGGCAAGUUACGUAGCUACA